CAAGAUAUCAGUAAUAAACAAUCCUUCCUUCGUCUCCGUCUUGUUGCUUCCUACAAUUAAUUGAUAUUGCUACUUCUGGACUUGAUGAACAUUCCAUGGCCUGCAGCGUUCGAAGAUGGAGACAUUAUAAUGUCUUCUUCAGUGAUUUUGAGUCAGUUGCGGAGCUGGUGGGCACUCAGGAUCCAGGAGCGAAGGUUGUGGUGCUUGGCAUAUUACUGAGGGAUAGAACGAAAGCGGCAUAUGACGGCAUGGAACGCGUGCAUGGAAAGAAGAUUUGGGAGAGAAUAGUUGAACAACUGGAGACGGAGUUUGAAAGUUCAGCGGACAGGGAGCUGGCGAUGCAGCAGUUCCCGAGCACGAGACUUGGAAUAGACGAAGACCCGCUGGUAUUGACUGGUAAGUUGACUAAACUACUUCGACGAGCACUUCCCACUUUGGAUGAGUCUCAGGAGCAGUCGCUGGCUGCACGGUUUACCAAAGGUGCCCCAGAUGUCACUGCCCAGCAGCUACGACUAGUGAACUCAGCCCAACUCAUGGAUAUUAGUGGGCUUGUCAAGGUCACUAGGCAGCCAAUGGUACGACAGUAGCUGUGGUGGAGUCACCAGAGGUAAAUAACUGGAGAAAACAUGUCGAUAAACUCCGGGAGGAUAUCAAUAGACAGUAGUUAUCAAAUAUUGUACACUUUCCACUAAGACAGUCAGUUGCACAGUGUCCUUCAUUUCUUCUUCUGCUUCUAUCUUGAUUUGCUCUAAAUACGCA
Messenger RNA from Heterobilharzia americana, 759 nucleotides. Lineage: Eukaryota; Metazoa; Platyhelminthes; Trematoda; Strigeidida; Schistosomatidae. The record is from the annotation of a GenBank genome assembly.